UUUUGAAGCUGAUGAGAGGUCAAACUAACGACAGAGAGCUUCUUAGACCGGCGGUGACACGAUUUGCCACAUCAUUUAUGACUUUGUCAAGCAUCCAUUGACAGAAAAAUAACCUCAGAAAGAUGUUUAAUUUGGAGACAUGGAGGCAAAGUAAGUGGGCAAGAGAGUCAAAGGGAAAAUCAGCUGAAAGGAUAGUUCAUAUGCCAUCUUUCUGGAACAACAUUAUUCGUAUUCUCAAGCUGAUGGCUUCUCUCGUUGGUGUUCUGAAACUUGUUGAUGGUGACAAGAAGCCUGCUAUGGGAUAUAUUUAUGAGGCGAUGGAUAGAGCUAAGGAGGUUAUUGCUAAAGCCUUUGGUGAUGAUUCAAUAAAAUAUUCUGAGGUAUUUGAUAUCAUUGAUAAGAGGUGGCAGGAUCAGCUUCAUCGACCUUUACAUGCUGCAAGAUAUUACCUCAAUCCUGCAUUUUUCUAUGACCAUCCAAACAUCCAAGGGGAUGACGAAGUUAUAAGAGGUCUUUAUCAAGUCAUUGAGAAGAUGGUGCCCACACAAGACCAAGACAAGGUUGAUAAACAGUUGGAUAUAUACAGGCAUGCUGAAGGUCUUUUUGGUAUGGAGAUAGCUAAGAGAAACAGAAAGAAGAAGUCUCCAGCUGAUUAGUGGGAGUCUUAUGGUGCAUCAGCACCAGAGUUACAGAAACUUGUUGUUAGAGUCCUCAGCCUUACUUGUAGCUCCUCUGGCUGUGAAAGAAAUUGGAGUACUUUUGAGCAAGUAUGAUUAGUUUUAUUUUAUUCAACAAAAUAUAUUUUAUUCCCUUAGAGAUAUGAAUGUUGAUUUGAUUGAUUUGUAUAAAAUUAUAAAUUACAGAUACACACCAAGAAGAUGAAUAAAUUGGAUCAUAAAAGGUUACAAGAUCUAGUUUACUGCAACUCUGCAAGUACAACCAAGCUUUGAAGGAGAGAUAUGACUACAGAGAUACUAUUGAUCCGAUUAAGCUGGCUGAUAUAGAUGAAAGCAAUGAGUGGUUGUUAGGGCAGUUCGGUGAAGGUGAAAAUGCAGAGAAUGACCUGGUGGAGGGUGAGGACAAUCUUACAUAUGGUGUUGUAGGAGAUGCGAUGGGAGCUGAAGAAGAUGAUGCUAUGUAUCUAAGAUCGACUAAUAGGUUUCGAGGAUCUUCAAGUGGUAUUGGUUCAUCGUCGAGGAGGGAGCCAGUUUCUGAGUCGGAAGAUGAAGAGGAGUUUAAUGAUGAGGAGGUGACUGAAGAGAAGGAUAUACCCUUAGAAGAGGAUGAUGAUGAUGUUAAUGAGGAGGAUUAGUCAUUUGAGCCAUUAGGCUAUUAUUUUGCCACUUAUUUGAUUUGUUUAAUUAGAUUGCUUGCUUUGCUUUAAUGUUAGUGAACUCCUUAAGUGUUCUAGUUGCUUUGUUUUUUUGUGUUGUUGGACAACUUGAUUUGCUUCAAUGAUUAAAACUUUAUCUUGUGAUCUGGUAGUAUAUAUUUUAUAUAUUUCGAGUCAUUGAUAUUUUUAUGUGAAAUUUCACAAAUAUAUAUAUAUAUAUAUUUUUCAUUCAUUUUGUAUAUCUCAAAAUUUUUGUGGUAUGGACUGCGCCUCGCUUCGCUCGGGCACGCGCCUCGCAUUGCGCCUUGCGCAUGUGCGCGUAAACUGACUUUGCGCCCCACAUUGCGCCUCGCACAUUGAAAACACUGGCGGUAAGGACACACGGCUUUAGCGCGUCCUUAUUGAUCUCAGCCAGCUAGGGGAGGAGAGGACGCCGUCGGCGCCAGAGAUCCACACGAACCGCUCCUUCCAAUCUCAGAUCGACUCGGGAGCGUCUGAAAUAAAUUUACAACCCGUAGUGUAGUGGAGGAAGUAGUAAGGGUCCCUCGUCAACUUGAAGCUGACCAGGUUUCUCAUCAGGCGCAUGCUCGGCAGGAUGCCGACCUGGUGACAGAUCACGAUGAAGCCCACCAAAACCCCAAUUGCAUUUAGGGUGAACUGAGAGUGGGAAACCCCAAAACGACGCGUACAUCCCUAAUAAAAGUAUUGAGUGGUAGCCGAAGCCC
Molecule: messenger RNA, 2058 nt
Organism: Asparagus officinalis (garden asparagus)
Lineage: Eukaryota; Viridiplantae; Streptophyta; Magnoliopsida; Asparagales; Asparagaceae
Exons: 2
Coding region: 123-656 (177 amino acids)
Source: RefSeq, a predicted model, not a curated record